AUGAGUGUCCAGGUACAAUUCUUGGAAGCUCGACUAGCCGUUAUCUCCGUGCCCCUUGAACACUAUUCACAUGUGUUCCAUGGCAUCGCCAGACUUGCCCUAGGCACCUGGAAAGCCAUUCGAACGGGUGAUUCUGAGCACACACGUGAUAGAGACAAUUUCCGCCACGAUUAUUGCGACUUUGAGGAGGAUUUGAGCGACUACUUCCACAACAUUUCAAUAACCCCCACCGAGUGCUCCAUUAUUUGCCGCGAGGAUCUGAUCCAGCCGGUGUUUGGAGACGAAUAUCUGAGCUCCCUAAAGAAUGUGGCGGUCUUACCCCGUCGGUAUAUGGCUAUUAAAGUUGAUGCUGCAGGCGUCUCGAGCGGGAACGAACGAAUACUGACGUUAAGUUCCUCUCUCAGCGCGGCUGGGAUCCCCAUAUUUUUCAUGAGUACCUACUUCAGUGACUACCUACUUGUGCCCACCGACGUGAAGGAAAAGGUUCGAGAUCUUCUGGAAAAAAACAAUUUUGUAUUCUCGAGCUUGGAAAAUUCGUACAUAGCCCUGCAAAACCGGUCGGACUCGUCGUCGACUUCCAGCCUUAUUCUCAAUGACGACGAAGACGCCCGGCUCGAGGGACCCACAGCCGACAACAAACCCUUGGAAACGUACCAUUUGAAGCCGGCGUUUGACCAGACAGAGUUGCUUAUCACAGGACCGCGCAGCCAGAGCGACCUGGAUCUCAUUGAGUUUGCUGUACUCCGCAUUCUCGCUCGGAGGCCGUGCUAUUUCUCAAUCACGACCUAUGCGGACGAAAUUGCCCUGGUGCUUGAAAAAGAAGAUGCCAGCCUCUUCCCACCCGAUAGUCUAAUGGGCUCGCAGGACGAGCUCUAUAUUCCAGUUACACUAGAUCUCCGACAAGUUCCCGUGGACGUGGUGGGCGUUGUAGCGGAGGUGGCAGCAAAAUUGGAAGGAUGCAAAAUUCCAAUGAGCUUUUUAUCUACGGCUAUGACUAGUACGGUCUUUAUUACGAGGGAAAACGCAGAGCAUGCCAAACGGGUAUGUGGCACGGACUUCCAAUAUUGA
Wickerhamiella sorbophila is the source of this 1068-nucleotide messenger RNA. RefSeq lists its product as hypothetical. The transcript has a single exon. The coding region runs from base 1 to 1068 and encodes 355 amino acids. The record is from RefSeq and is a predicted model, not a curated record. Gene Ontology annotation, cellular component: cytosol. Gene Ontology annotation, biological process: cellular response to L-arginine; regulation of intracellular signal transduction. Lineage: Eukaryota; Fungi; Ascomycota; Dipodascomycetes; Dipodascales; Trichomonascaceae.